Cyclopterus lumpus (lumpfish) is the source of this 1389-nucleotide messenger RNA. RefSeq names its product potassium channel subfamily K member 4 (gene kcnk4b). Gene Ontology annotation, molecular function: potassium ion leak channel activity. The transcript has 6 exons. Gene Ontology annotation, biological process: stabilization of membrane potential; potassium ion transmembrane transport. Gene Ontology annotation, cellular component: membrane. Bases 1 to 1389 code for a protein of 462 amino acids. The record is from RefSeq and is a predicted model, not a curated record. NCBI's taxonomy places the organism in Eukaryota, Metazoa, Chordata, Actinopteri, Perciformes, Cyclopteridae.
AUGCGCUGCUCCACCCUGCUCGGCAUCCUCACGGGGGUGCUUCUCUACUUGGUGCUGGGAGCUGUGGUGUUCCGCUCGUUGGAGGCUCCGCGAGAGGAGGGCAAGCACAUGCAGCUGCAGAACACACGGCGGGAGUUCUUGUUGAACUUCACCUGCAUGGGCCCAGACGACCUACAGACCCUUAUAGAGGAAGUAGUGGAGGCCGUCGGUGCAGGUGUGGAUCCUAACAGCAACUUCACCUUCGUCAGCCAAUGGGAUCUGGCCAGUGCCUUUUUUUUCUCAGGGACCAUAAUCACAACCAUCGGCUUUGGAAACAUCUCCCCCAAGACGGAAGGAGGGCAGCUGUUCUGUAUUUUCUACGCCCUGGUGGGAAUCCCGAUGUUUGGUAUCCUGCUCGCUGGAGUCGGAGACCAUCUGGGUACUUGGCUGAGGAAAGCUGUUGCCAAAAUAGAGACUCUCUUCCGGAAAUGGCGUGUUAGUCCAACCAUUGUGCGGGUGAUCUCCGCCGUCCUGUCCAUCCUUAUGGGUUGCCUGCUCUUUGUCGCUGUGCCUAUCCUGGUUUUCAAAGAGGUGGAGGGUUGGACUCUUCUGGAGUCGGCCUACUUUGUCGUUAUCACCCUGACAACAGUGGGGUUUGGAGACUAUGUUGCAGGGGAUUCAGGAAAUGCGGGGAGUGACCACUGGUACAAGCCUUUGGUGUGGUUCUGGAUCUUGCUGGGUCUGGCCUACUUUGCAUCAAUCCUGACAAUGAUUGGUAAAUGGCUUCGGGUUCUAUCUAAGAAGACCAGAGCUGAGAUGGAGGAGCUCCGAGCCCACGCCACUGAUUGGACUCAAAACAUCCAUAAUAUGUCGGUGGAUUUUCGAAUUCCAGGAAAAAUCGAUGACCCCUUCAAACGGCGUCGGCGAAAGCAUCGCCACGGCCCUCGCAACGGUCACACUGUGUCGCCUAACGGGGCCACUGAGGGGAAAGAAGAGCAACGUGAUAGUCAGACCGAGUCUGGAUCUUACUCCUCUUCCUCCUCUUCUAAUGAAUCGGGGUCUGGAUCAGAAACAGACUCUCAGGUCACUCAGACAGAGCGAGUGCCUGGAGAAAAAACUGCAGAGCCUGAAAAGGAGGAGACUCCUCCAGAUCCCAACCUGUCUCAGCCUCUGGACCACUUUGGGGAGAACCUCGCCUUCAUUGAUGAGUCCUCAGAUGCCCAGAGUGGUAAACUACAUUUGGAUCCUCUGCUGGAUAAAUCACAAACCAACUGUGCACGCUCUCGGCCGCCCAAGAGGAGACGUCAAAGAAGACCCGUUCCUCAGAGAAGCCCCAAAAUCAACGGCCGUGACAAGAAGGAGCCCAAAGGAAACCCACCACCAGUUCCAGCUCUCCCAGUGAAGCCUUAA